Meriones unguiculatus (Mongolian gerbil) is the source of this 3598-nucleotide messenger RNA. RefSeq names its product DNA cross-link repair 1C (gene Dclre1c). Gene Ontology annotation, molecular function: 5'-3' DNA exonuclease activity; damaged DNA binding. The record is from RefSeq and is a predicted model, not a curated record. Gene Ontology annotation, biological process: double-strand break repair via nonhomologous end joining; protection from non-homologous end joining at telomere; interstrand cross-link repair. Bases 89 to 2167 code for a protein of 692 amino acids. The transcript is spliced from 14 exons. NCBI's taxonomy places the organism in Eukaryota, Metazoa, Chordata, Mammalia, Rodentia, Muridae.
GGCGGUGCGCAGUUCCCGGAAGUGUCGCCCAGGCUUCUGCCCACCUGCGCUUCUGCGGCGGUCGUAGGGUCUGGCCUGCCUGGGCGCUAUGAGCUCCUUCCAAGGACAGAUGGCGGAGUAUCCGACCAUCUCCAUAGACUGUUUUGACCGGGAGAACCUGAAAGCCCGCGCCUACUUCCUUUCGCACUGCCACAAGGAUCACAUGAGAGGAUUAAGGGCUCCUUCCUUAAAAAGAAGACUGGAGUGCAGCUUGAAAGUUUUCCUGUACUGUUCUCCAGUUACUAAGGAGCUGUUGCUAACUAGCCCGAAAUACAGAUUUUGGGAAAAACGAAUUAUAGCAAUUGAAAUUGACACUCCUACCCAGAUACCUUUAGUUGAUGAGGCAUCCGGUGAGAAGGAAGAGGUUGUUGUGACUCUGUUACCAGCCGGUCACUGCCCGGGAUCAGUUAUGUUUUUAUUUCAGGGAAGGAAUGGAACUGUCCUAUACACAGGAGACUUCAGACUGGCGAAAGGAGAAGCUUCCAGAAUGGAGCUUCUGCACUCUGGGGGCAGAGUAAAAGACAUCCAAAGUGUAUAUUUGGACACCACUUUCUGUGACCCAAGGUUUUACCAAAUUCCAAGUCGUGAGGAGUGCUUAAAGGGGAUUUUGGAGCUGGUUCGAAGUUGGGUCACUCGGAGUCCAAACCACGUCGUGUGGCUGAACUGUAAAGCAGCUUACGGCUACGAGUAUUUAUUCACCAACCUGAGUGAGGAGCUAGGAAUCCAGGUUCAUGUGGACAAGCCGCACAUGUUUAGAAAUAUGCCUGAUAUCCUCCACCACCUCACAACAGACCGAAACACCCAGAUCCACGCCUGCCGCCACCCAAAGGCAGAAGAGUAUUUCCAGUGGAAUAAAUUACCGUGUGGGAUCAAUUCCAAAGCUAAAGCUGCACUCCACACAAUCAGCAUCAAGCCGUCUACCAUGUGGUUUGGAGAGAGAAGCAGGAAAACAGAUGUGAUCGUGAGGACUGGAGAGAGCUCGUACAGAGCUUGUUUUUCUUUUCACUCCUCCUACAGUGAGAUUAAAGAUUUUUUGAGAUACAUCUGUCCAGUGAAUGCAUAUCCAAACGUCGUUCCCAUAGGCCUCACUGUGGACAAGGUCAUGGACGUUUUAAAGCCUCUAUGCCGAUCCUCCCAAAGUGCCGAACCAAACUAUAAACCACUUGGCAAAUUGAAGAGAGCAAGAACAAUCCGUCUAGACUCAGAAGAGGAAGGCGAUCUUUUUGAUGACCCUCUGCCAACACCUUUAAGGCACAAAGUUCCGUACCAGGUAACUCUUCUCCCUGAUGUAUUUUCAAUGAAGGCACUGCCACAAGACCAGCCUGAACUGCGCCAAAGGCAAGGGUGCUGCAAAGCAGAGAGUAUGUGGAGUGCUACUUCGGCCAACUUCAUAGACUGUGAAGAAUGCAACAGUGACAGUGAAGAAGAGCUACAAACCCCACCUUCACCGCAGGGAGGUCUGGGCCCCGAGACACUGCCCCAGCAGGGUGCUGGUGCAGACACACCGCAGUGGGAAGUAUUCUUCAAAAGAAGAGAUGAAGUCACAGAUGAAUGUUCAGAAAACUUACCUUCCUCCAUAGAGACAGGAGGAUCUCAGUCGCCAAAGCUUUUCAGUGACUCACCAAAGCUUUGCAGUGAUUCUGAUGGAGAAUCUACCCACAUCUCUUCCCAGAAUUCCUCUCAGUCAACACAUAUAACAGAUCAAGGAAGUCAGGGCUGGGAUAGCCAGUGUGAUACUGUUCUGCUAUCAUCCCAAGAGAAAAAUGGUGGAGACAGUACCUCUUUGAACAAGGGUGUCUGCAAACCAAAAAUCAAAGAGAAUACUUCUGCCUCUCAAAUGAAACAGAAUGCACUGUGUCCACAGGACACUUCCUGUGACUUGGAAAGCAGAGAUGAAGUAAAUAAAGAUCCUUGCAUUAGAGAACCAGACACUCUGAGUGGCAGGAAAUCCCCACUGGAGAAAACACUGCUAACCAGUGCACGUGGGGAUUCGCAGAGCUCCUCUGAUUUUGAAAUCCCCUCAACUCCAGAGGCUGAGCUUCCUAAGCCAGAGCAGUUACAGUAUUUAUAUGGAAGGCUGGCAACAGGUGAGGGUAUAGUUGUUAAAAAAAGAAGUGUUCACUCUUAGACAUUUAAGAAUUAAAUUUUAGGGGAUUGGGAGGGAAAGAGGGAGAGGGCUACAGCUGGGAUACAAGUGAAUGUAUAAAAAUUCACUUUUUUUAAAUUUUUUUCUUAAAUAAAAAAAAAUUUAAAAAUUAAAUUUUAGCAUUUUAGCAAGUAUGUCCAAUCUUUUGAUGUCACAACACAAUGUCAUGCAUACAUGUACUGGGCAAUAUUCAUAGCUGUGGAUGUAUGCAGUCUACAGGGUAGAGCAACCACUAAAAAAAAACCUACAAAAAAGUAACACAUCAGUAUAAUAAAAGAUGAAAAUGGAAUGUUAAAGGAUGCUCAAAUGACCUAAAAGAGAAAAACAGUGUUGCGUGAGAUGGCAGAACUAAAUCUAAACCCAUAAUAAUCACAUUAAAUGCAAAUGAUGUAGAGAGAUCCAUAUAAAGACUCUGGGAAAAACAUAACCCAACAUUAUAGAAAACACAAUUCAAGUGAUGUAAAGUGAAAAGUAAAACGACAGACCAUGUAAAUGUGUUAAAGCCACAAUGGCUAUAGUAAGAGCACAUACUAUCCUGGACAAAAUGUCCAACUUAACAAGAAGAUGAAAUGGUAGAGCUCUUGCGUAGCAAGUAUGAGGCCCUAGGUUCAAUCCCCAGUAUUGCCCUCCACGAAAGGGACCAGAUACACAAAUACAAAAAUGUAACAUGCUUCUCUUAGGGAACCAGUGUGUGUGUAUAGUAAGACAAGAACUGAACACCACCAGGCAAUUGGAUCUGACAGACAAGAGUAUUUUACUUCACAGCAGAAUAAAUCUCUUCAUGUGUACAAGGACCAUUCCACCAAGACACACCAUAUCUUCAAUCAUUACAAGCAGUCUAGAAGAAUAAAGGUGGCUGGGUCCUGUUAUAGUAAUCUGGUAGCAGGGAAUGACAGGACCAUAUGAACCUCAAAAGUCCUGGGGGCAGGGCUGGAGAGAUGGACCAGCGGUUUGCAGCACUUGCUGUUUUUGUGGAGGACCCAGGUUUGGUUCCCAGCACCCACAUGGAGGCUCACAACUGUCUGCAACUCCAUUCCAGGGGACCCAGGCACACAUGUGGUGCAUAUACGUACAAGCAGGCAAAACACUCAUACAUAAAAUUAAAAUAAAUCUUAAAAAGCACCAGGGGGGAAAAAAAGCACCAGGGAGCUAAGCAAGGCUGUGUUCUAGCUUACUCUAAAGGCUGAGACAGGAGGGGUGGCAUUGGAGGUUAAGCCUGCACAACUCUGCAAGAGCUUGUUUCAAGAGAUAAAAAUGUUACCAGUGCACUGACAUUGUUGAUUAGAAUGUAAAGGAAAAUACUUAGAAUUAAAUGGCUAACAUAUGUUCUAUGAGCUGUUAAACUGCCUUAAAGUACAAUGCUUUUGUAUUGAUGCAAGUGGAUCUAAUAAAGCUUUGUAAACAUUUUCGUAA